This is a messenger RNA of Thalassophryne amazonica, 1792 nucleotides long. RefSeq names its product ubiquitin-conjugating enzyme E2G 1a (UBC7 homolog, yeast) (gene ube2g1a). Gene Ontology annotation, molecular function: ubiquitin conjugating enzyme activity. The transcript has 6 exons. NCBI's taxonomy places the organism in Eukaryota, Metazoa, Chordata, Actinopteri, Batrachoidiformes, Batrachoididae. The coding region runs from base 149 to 661 and encodes 170 amino acids. Gene Ontology annotation, biological process: proteasome-mediated ubiquitin-dependent protein catabolic process; protein polyubiquitination. The record is from RefSeq and is a predicted model, not a curated record.
GGGGAACAAGAACGUGACGGAGGAGUCAAAAGAAGAAUGAAGAGAGACGGAAAAUAGAGCGAACGGAGCACCACUACAAGAACGUUAAAUUAAAGCCGUUAUCUUUAGAUAUUAGUGUGGAAAAUAGUUGUGUUCGGUGAAGUGAAGUAUGACUGAGUCUCAGUCAGCGCUGUUACUCGCGAGACAGCUGGCAGAGCUGAAUAAGAACCCAGUGGAGGGAUUCUCAGCAGGCCUGAUUGAGGAUAGUGAUCUCUACAGAUGGGAAGUCCUCAUCAUUGGGCCCCCAGACACUCUGUAUGAAGGUGGCGUGUUUAAAGCUCAUCUGACGUUUCCCAAAGACUACCCUCUCAGGCCACCAAAAAUGAAAUUUAUCACAGAUAUUUGGCAUCCUAAUGUUGACAAAAAUGGCGACGUAUGCAUUUCUAUUUUGCACGAACCUGGGGAGGAUAAGUACGGUUAUGAGAAACCAGAGGAACGCUGGCUGCCCAUCCAUACAGUGGAAACCAUCAUGAUUAGUGUUAUCUCCAUGCUGGCAGACCCCAACGGUGACUCACCAGCCAACGUGGACGCUGCAAAAGAGUGGAGGGAGGACAGACACGGAGUGUUCAAAAGGAAAGUUGCACGUUGUGUACGAAAAAGCCAAGAGACUGCGUUUGAGUGAUAUUAAGCAAAGCUGUCUUCAUCUUUUCAGGGUCUCUAAUUGAAAAUGAACACUGCACUGUUUCCUGCACUCUUCCACCCCGAUGCCAUGCUCGUCCUUCAUUUUGGCAGGAACAGACUGGCUACUGUAGGCUGCAAUAGAACAUACAAUGACAACCACGGCUGACAGAAAACCGCCAAGCAAGUGCCAAUUCAAACAACAACAAAAAGGAAGAUAAGUUUUUUUUUUGUUUGUUUUGUUUUUCUCCGAGUCUAUGAACUGCUUCAAAAUUCAGGAAGAUAUUGUAAAGACGUGUAUAUAGCACAGACUAAACCGGAUAAUAUAUAAACUUCCCUUCCACAGUACACACACACGUAGGCCAAAUGAAUAGUGCUGGUUCAGAUUUAUUUUCACCCAUUUGUUUCCGCUCUGUGUGCUUUAGUUCUCUGAAGAUUGUUUUAACUGGAGGUCAAGUGAGAUGUAACUAGGGAUGUUCUGUUAAUUGAUGGAGUCAGAACUCUGCUUUGUGCUUCUAAUUGAUUCUCUUCCUCCCUUCUUUACAGUUUUAAAGUCUUACCAUUCUGCUGAGUUUCCUUAAAGCAUGGUGCGUACUAGGAUUUGCAUGUUAAAUUUUUGUUGACCUUUUUGCAAAAGUGCCUCCUAAUAAAAUGCAUGGCCAUUUCAACCUGCAUUGAACAAGUGUUAAAAUCUAUUUUUUUUAAAAAACAACGGCUUGUGUACAACCCAUGUAUGAAUUAUUAAAUAGUCAGUACACCAGAAACUUGUAUAAAUAAGACAUUGGUUACAGUUUGGUGUAGCAAUAACUCCACUAGUACAACAUGUCGUCCUGGUUCACAUCAAAUCCUCCAACACUGUUAUUUUAACUGCCUCUUUCUUUCUUUGACCUCAGUAGGAAUUGUUUUGCAUGUUUGUUUAUUUUUAAUUUGCUGAAAGUUUCUGGGAUUUUUUUUUUCUCCUUUUCUGAAGGCUUGUGUACUGUAACUAGUAUGUGUUCCCAUUUGUUUGAUUAUUAUCCAUCAUUCACAGUCUCAACCUAUUGCAGUUUUUGCCUAUUGUACAAAAUACCGAUGUAUAUUUUUCAUGUUAUGAAAAUUGUAAUCUGUAGUGAGUUCUGAAAUAUGACUUUUUUUU